Eublepharis macularius is the source of this 13580-nucleotide messenger RNA. RefSeq names its product cadherin EGF LAG seven-pass G-type receptor 1 (gene CELSR1). Gene Ontology annotation, cellular component: plasma membrane. Gene Ontology annotation, molecular function: calcium ion binding; G protein-coupled receptor activity. The transcript is spliced from 35 exons. Bases 435 to 9572 code for a protein of 3045 amino acids. Lineage: Eukaryota; Metazoa; Chordata; Lepidosauria; Squamata; Eublepharidae. The record is from RefSeq and is a predicted model, not a curated record. Gene Ontology annotation, biological process: G protein-coupled receptor signaling pathway; cell surface receptor signaling pathway; homophilic cell-cell adhesion.
CGGCCGCGGCCAGCGACGGGUCGGCGGUCUCCCCGGAGCUUCCCGCGAGGCGCCCGACGGAGCCGCCGAGGAAGGCGCGCGGCGAAAGUUCGGGCCGGCCAGGCGCUCGCGGCGCGCAAGACGCUCGGCCGGCCGCCGGAGGGGAGGCGCCGUGGCCCCGGCAGGCUCGAGGCGAGGGGGGAGCCCGCCGGCCGCGAGGACGGGCGGAGGACGCGCGCCCGGCCGUCGAGGGUGACCGAGCGGCAGGUCGUGGCCGGCAGCCGGAGCCAUCUUGAAGCCCCCUUCGGAGCCGCCGCCAGGUGGGCGACGCGACGCGCGGCAAGCGGGCGCUCGGAGCCUCGCGGGGCAGCGGCGCGCGCCCAUGGACGAGGCCGGAUGAGCCGCGCCGGCGGGUGGAUGGACUGGGGCGCCCGCGGGCCUCGGGAGCCUCGGAGAUGCUGGCCGCCUGGCUGCUGGCGGGGCUGCUGGCGCUGGCGGGGCCGGCCGCGGGCUGGGAGCUGCGCCUCUCCGCCGGCGGGACUGGGGGCGGCCCCGGGCCCGGCGCCCCGCUGCUGGACCUCUCGCUGGGGCCCGGCUGGAGCUACGCGCUGGACCGCACUCGGACGGCCCGCCCGCUGAGGGACGCCGUCGAGGUGACGCGGGACGGGCUUCUGCGGAGGACCGGCGCCCCCCUGGCCUGCGCCGCCGUGGCGCGCAACCCGCUGCCGCUCCGCUUGCGCCUGCUGCCCUCCGCCGGCGGCGCCCUCCUCUCGCUGCGCCUGGCGGCCUACCUGCGCGGCCCCGGCUGCCCCAGCGCGGCCCGCGGCCGGACUCCGCCUCGCCUGGCCCUCCUCCCCGCCGGCCCGCCAGCCGCCCUCCACAGCGAGGGCAGGCGUCUGCUCGCCGCCCUCACGGCCCUGACCAGCUUCCCUCAGUGUCGCUGCCCCGACGGCCUCCCCUGGGCCUGCGGGGAAGGGGCGGAAGGGGGCCCGCGGCCCGCGGCGGGGAAGCACCUGCAGCUGCUUUGUCACCUGAGGAGGACCAAGGGGGACAUCCUGGUAGACCUCGGGGCCGGGGCUGGAGAAGAGGGGCCGGAGAGGCUGACGGUGGGAAGAAACAGAGAUGCCCCGUCCGAGGUCGGGCAUGAGGCCCGGCCUCGGGGUGCCAGGAGGUUGAGGAGCGUGAACAACCCACCCCAGUUCAAGCUGCCCAAUUAUCAGGUCUCCAUCGCCGAGAACCAGCCUUCCGGCACCACGGUCAUCACGCUGGAAGCCCACGACCCCGAUGAGGGGGAGGCAGGUCGGCUGGCGUAUUCCAUGGAGGCGUUCUUUGACCGGCGGUCCGAUGACUACUUUUCCAUUGACUCCGCGACGGGCGUAGUGGUCACCACACGUAGUCUGGACCGGGAGACCAAGGACACCCACGUGCUGCAAGUCACCGCGACGGACCAUGGCGCCCCACGGCAUCGGUCGGCCAUCACCUUCCUGACGGUGACUGUGAGUGACACCAACGAUCACGGCCCGGUGUUUGAACAACCCGAGUACCGAGAAACCAUCCGAGAGAAUCUUGAAGUGGGUUAUGAGGUGCUGACUAUUCGUGCCACAGAUGAGGAUGCCCCAGACAACGCUAACUUGCUCUAUCGUAUCCUGGAGCCUCGGGCCGGGGAGGGAAUUUUUGAGAUUGACCCGCACUCUGGUGUUGUGAGGACUUGUGCCCCUGUGGACCGAGAGGAGGUCUCUGAAUACCAUCUUGUAGUAGAAGCCAAUGACCAGGGCAAAGACCCAGCCCCUCACAGUGCCACAGUCACAGUACAUAUCAUAGUGGAAGAUGAAAAUGACAAUUCUCCACAGUUCAGCGAGAAGCGCUACUUGGUACAGAUCCCAGAGGAUACAGCAAUAAACAGCCAGGUUCUGCAGGUGCAGGCCACGGACCGAGACCGGGGCGGCAACGCCCAGGUGCACUAUAGUAUUGUGAGUGGGAAUCUCAAAGGCCAGUUCUACAUCCAUUCUUUCUCUGGCUCUAUUGACUUGAUCAACCCCUUGGACUAUGAGACCAUUAGAGAGUAUAACUUGAGAAUCAAAGCCCAGGAUGGCGGAAGACCUCCGCAAAUCAAUUCUAGCGGGAUGGUGUCCAUUCAAGUGUUGGAUGUCAAUGAUAACGCCCCUAUCUUUGUAAGCACCCCUUUUCAAGCCACAGUACUGGAGAAUGUCCCGCCGGGAUACUCGGUAUUACACAUUCAGGCAGUAGAUGCUGACUCCGGGGACAAUGCCCGCUUGGAAUACAAACUCAUUGAACCAUCUCAUCCUUCUGCUCCGGUGUCCCCAAGCGGAGGCACCAAUUUUCCCUUCCAGAUCAACAAUAGUACCGGGUGGAUUACAGUAUCAACUGAGCUUGACCGGGAGACUGUGGAGAGCUACCACUUUGGUGUGGAGGCUAGAGACCAGGGAGUACCUGUCAUGAGUUCCUCGGCCAGCGUGUCUAUCACCGUUCUCGAUGUCAACGAUAACAGCCCUACAUUCACGGAGAAAGUUUAUCAGCUCAGGCUUAAUGAAGAUGCAGCAGUGGGCAGCAGUGUCUUGACUCUGACAGCAGUGGACAGAGAUGUCAACAGCGUAGUGACAUACCAGAUCACGAGUGGCAACACAAGGAACCGCUUUGCUAUCACUAGUCAGAGUGCUGGCGGGCUGAUCACCCUAUCUUUGCCCUUGGAUUACAAACAAGAGAGGCAGUAUGUCUUGACGGUGACUGCUUCAGAUGGAACUCUCUUUGACACCGUGCAGGUCUUCAUCAAUGUGACAGAUGCCAACACGCACCGGCCGGUUUUCCAGAGUUCCCAUUACACAGUGAGCGUUAGCGAAGACAAGCCCAUUGGCACAUCCAUUGUAACUAUCAGCGCCACCGAUGAGGAUACUGGGGAGAAUGCUAGGAUCACGUACGUUUUGGAGGACAAUAUCCCUCAGUUCCGCAUUGACCCUGACACAGGCACCGUCACCACUUUGAUGGAGUUAGACUACGAGGACCAAGCCGCUUACACUUUGGCCAUCACAGCCCACGAUAACGGAAUCCCGCAGAAAUCUGAUACCACCUAUGUGGAGAUCCUUAUCCUGGACGCCAAUGACAACACACCCCGUUUCCUUCGUGACCGUUACCAGGGUGCUGUUUUUGAGGAUGUGCCACUCUCCACUAGUGUCCUGCAGGUGUCUGCUACCGAUCGUGACUCGGGCCAAAAUGGCCGCCUCCUUUAUACCUUCCAGGGUGGCGAUGAUGGUGAUGGAGAUUUUUACAUCGAGGCCACGUCAGGGGUGAUACGGACGCUGCGUAAACUGGAUCGUGAAAACGUGGCUGUUUACAGCUUGAGGGCUUUUGCUGUGGACAGGGGCAUCCCGCCCCUCAAAGCCUCUGUGGAUAUCCAGGUUACGGUGCUAGAUAUCAACGAUAACCCACCAGUUUUUGAGCGCGAUGAGUUUGACAUCUUUGUGAAGGAAAACAGCCCCGUUGGUUCCAUUGUGACCCGUAUCAGUGCCAUAGACCCAGAUGAGGGAACAAAUGCCCAAAUCAUGUAUCAGAUUGUGGAGGGGAACAUCCCAGAGGUCUUUCAGCUUGACCUCCUUAAUGGAGACCUCACGGCCCUCAUGGAUCUGGAUUACGAGAGCCAGACCGAAUACGUAAUUGUGGUGCAAGCGACCUCAGCCCCUCUUGUUAGUCGAGCCACUGUGCACAUACGACUCCUGGAUCAGAACGACAACGCCCCUGUGCUACAAGACUUCCAAAUCCUUUUCAACAAUUAUGUCACUAACAAAUCCAAUAGUUUCCCUUCUGGAGUGAUCGGUAAGAUCCCUGCCCAUGAUCCUGACGUGUCUGACAAACUCAACUACACUUUUGUGAAGGGCAAUGAGUUAAACCUGCUGCUUUUAGACUCUGCUACGGGUGAACUCAAGCUGAGCCGAGAUCUGGACAACAACAGACCUUUGGAAGCCAUCAUGGAAGUCUCCGUUUCAGAUGGUAUCCACAGUGUUACAGCGUUUUGCACCUUGCGAGUGACCAUCAUCACAGACGACAUGCUGACCAACAGUAUCACGGUACGGCUAGAAAACAUGUCUCAAGAGAAGUUUCUGUCUCCUCUGCUUGCUCUCUUUGUUGAAGGUGUGGCCACCGUGCUGUCGACAACCAAAGAGGGCAUUUUUGUCUUCAACAUUCAAAAUGACACAGACGUCAGCUCCAAUAUUCUGAAUGUGACGUUCUCCGCCUUGCUUCCUGGUGGCAUUCGAAACAAAUUCUUCCCCUCUGAGGACCUCCAGGAGCAGAUAUACCUCAACAGGACACUCUUGACGCUCAUUUCAACCCAAAGGGUACUGCCUUUUGAUGACAAUAUUUGUCUCCGGGAGCCUUGCGAAAACUACAUGAAGUGUGUGUCGGUACUCAAGUUUGACAGUUCUGCCCCCUUCAUCAGUUCGAACACUGUCUUGUUCCGACCGAUACACCCUAUCAAUGGCUUGAGGUGUCGGUGUCCUCCAGGGUUUACGGGUGACUAUUGUGAAACGGAGAUUGACCUCUGCUACUCCAAUCCUUGCGGAAACAAUGGCCUUUGCAGAAGCCGAGAGGGAGGCUACACUUGCGAAUGUUAUGAAGACUACACAGGAGAUUCCUGCGAAGUGAAUUCUCGCUCUGGUCGCUGCACUCCGGGAGUAUGCAAGAACGGAGGCACCUGUGUUAAUCUGCUCAUAGGAGGUUUCAUGUGUGAGUGCCCCCCAGGAGAAUACGAGAAGCCUUACUGCGAGAUGACCACAAGAAGUUUUCCUCCCCAGUCCUUCGUUACCUUCAAGGGGUUACGGCAACGCUUCCAUUUCACUGUCUCUCUCAAGUUUGCAACCCAGGACAGAAAUGCUUUGCUUCUCUACAAUGGGCGUUUUAACGAGAAGCAUGAUUUUAUUGCCCUGGAGAUCAUUGAAGAGCAGAUCCAGCUGACGUUCUCUGCAGGAGAAACAACUACAACUGUUUCGCCAUUCGUUCCAGGAGGGGUUAGCGACGGACUGUGGCACUCUGUACAAGUGCAGUACUAUAACAAGCCCAACAUAGGAAGACUAGGCAUUCCUCAUGGACCUUCAGGGGAGAAAGUGGCCGUCGUGACCGUGGAUGAAUGUGACACAGCCGUGGCCGUGCGUUUUGGGACCCUUAUUGGAAAUUAUUCCUGCGCUGCUCAGGGAACACAGACUGGCUCUAAAAAGUCUUUGGAUCUAACUGGCCCUCUGCUCCUUGGAGGAGUUCCAAACUUGCCUGAAGAUUUUCCUGUGCACAACAGACAGUUUGUCGGCUGCAUGAGGAACCUCUCCAUUGACAGCAAACCAGUUGACAUGGCCAGCUACAUAGCCAAUAAUGGCACUCUUGCAGGCUGUGCCGCUCAGAAGAAAUAUUGCACCACCAACUGGUGUCAGAAUGGGGGCGUCUGUGUGAACAAAUGGAAUACCUACUCUUGUGAAUGCCCCCUGCGGUAUGGUGGGAAAAACUGUGAGCAAGCAAUGCCUUUCCCUCAGCGUUUCACAGGGGAGAGCAUUGUCUUCUGGCAUGAUCUUGAUAUCACUAUUUCUGUGCCGUGGUACAUUGGCCUCAUGUUCAGAACUCGGAAGGUGAAUGGCAUGUUGAUGCAAGCAAAGGCCGGAACAUCGUCCAAGAUCAACAUUCAGAUACUGAACAAUUAUGUGGUAUUUGAAGUCUACGAUGGACUGACUCAGGUGGCAAGUUUGAAAAUGACUCAGUCCCGAAUCAGUGAUGGAGAAUGGCAUCACUUGCUAAUAGAGCUGAAGAGUUCAAAAGAUGGGAAAGACAUUAAGUACCUGGCUGUUGUGUCAUUGGACUAUGGGAUGUAUCAGAGUACUGUACAGAUUGGAAAUCAGUUGCCAGGACUGAAAAUGAAAAGCAUCGUUGUGGGAGGCGUCUCGGAAGAUCAAGUCUCAGUGCAACAUGGUUUCUAUGGCUGCCUGCAGGGAGUGAGAAUGGGGGAGACGUCUACAAACGUAGCUACGCUGAACAUGCAUCAGGCUGGCAACAUUAAUGUCAAGGAGGGCUGUGAGCUGGACAAUCCCUGUGAUUUGAACCCUUGCCCCCUGCACAGCUAUUGUAGUGAUGACUGGGACAGCUAUUCCUGUGUCUGUGAUCCAGGGUACUUUGGGACAGACUGCGUUGACGUGUGCAGCCUAAACCCCUGUGAGCAUGUUUCCACUUGCAUGCAUAAACCAAGUUCUUCUCAUGGAUACACCUGUGAAUGUGGGCAAAGCUAUUAUGGCCAGUACUGUGAAAGCAAAAUUGAUUUGCCUUGUCCCAGAGGUUGGUGGGGAAAUCCUAUAUGUGGCCCGUGUAACUGUGAGAUCAGUAAAGGAUUUGAUCCUGACUGCAAUAAGACCAAUGGAGAGUGUCGGUGUAAAACAAACCAUUACAGGCCACUAAGCAGUGACUCCUGUUACCCGUGUGACUGUUUCCCUUCUGGUUCCCACACUCGCACCUGUGACACGGAAACAGGGCAGUGUCCCUGUAAGCCAGGAGUGAUUGGACGGCAAUGCAAUCGCUGCGAUAAUCCCUUUGCUGAAGUGACCGUUCAUGGCUGCGAAGUGGUUUACAGUGGAUGUCCCAAAGCAUUUGAGGCUGGCAUUUGGUGGCCUCAGACCAAAUUUGGGCAGCCUGCCGCAGUGCCGUGUCCCAAAGGAUCAACGGGGAAUGCUGUUCGCCACUGUAACAGUGAGAAAGGCUGGCUCCCCCCUGAGCUUUUUAACUGCACCACCGUCGGCUUUGUGGACCUUAAAAUAAUGAAUGAAAAGCUGCUCCGCAACGAGACCAGCAUGGACGGUGACAAGUCUGUGCAGAUUGCCAGGGGGCUUCAGAACGCCACUAACCACACAAGCUCCUUCUACGGGAACGACGUGCGAACGGCCUACCAGAUGAUGAUCCGGGUGCUGCAGUACGAGAGCCAGCAGACGGGGUUCGAUCUGGCUGCGACAAGGGACGUGGAGUUCCACGAGAAUAUCAUAAAAGCAGGCAGCGCUCUUCUGGAUCCAGGCACUAGAGAACAUUGGGAACACAUCCAGAGGACAGAGGGGGGCACCGCACACCUCUUGAAACACUACGAGGAGUAUUUUCGCAAUGUGGCAAAGAACAUGAGAAACACCUACAUGACUCCUUUCAUUAUUGUGGCCACAAACAUGAUUAUUGCUGUUGACAUCUUUGAAAAGUCUAAUUUUACGGGAGCUAAAGUGCCGCGGUUUGAUGCGAUUAAAGAAGAUUAUCCCAGAGAUCUGGAGUCGUCCAUUUUGUUUCCUGAGACUUUAUUCAGAGCUUCUGAUAGAAAAGUGGGGCCUACCGUGAAACCGCCCAAGCAUAAAUUGUCUUCUAAGAUGGAAGACGUGUUUUCAGAUAACAGAAAUGCACUUUCAAAGAGAAAGCGACGGUACCCGGAGGAACAUAACCAAUAUGCUGUGGCUGUGGUGAUUAUAUACCGAACACUGGGACAGCUUCUGCCUGAGAGCUAUGAUCCUGAUCGAAGGAGUUUAAGAUUACCCAAUCGGCCCAUCAUUAACACCCCAAUAAUCAGCGCCAUUGUUUAUAGAGAAGGGGGAUCUUCACCCAGUCUGCUGGAAAAUCCCAUUACCCUUGAGCAUACCAUGCUGGAAACCGAGGAGAGGACAAAGCCCGUCUGUGUGUUCUGGAACCACUCGAUUGCUAUCGGAGACACAGGAGGCUGGUCCUCCAAGGGAUGCGAGCUUUUCUCCAGGAACCACCACCAUAUUGUUUGCCAAUGCAACCACAUGACCAGUUUUGCUGUGCUGAUGGACAUUUCGAAGCGUGAAAACGGCGAGGCACUUCCUCUGAAGAUUAUCACCUACGCCACCGUUUCCAUCUCCCUGGCAGCACUGCUGCUCACCUUUAUUCUCCUGGUCCUGAUCCGGACUCUGCGGUCCAACCUGCAUAGCAUCCACAAAAAUCUGGUGGCUGCCCUGUUCUUCUCAGAACUGGUCUUCCUGAUAGGAAUCAACCAGACCGAUAAUCCGUUUGUGUGCACGGUCAUAGCCAUACUUCUGCACUACUUCUACAUGAGCACCUUUGCUUGGAUGUUCGUCGAACAACUUCACAUCUACCGCAUGCUGACUGAAGUGAGGAACAUCAAUUUUGGACACAUGCGGUUCUACUAUGUCAUGGGCUGGGGGAUUCCUGCCAUCAUAACAGGUCUUGCCGUGGGUCUGGAUCCAAAGGGCUAUGGGAACCCAGACUUCUGUUGGCUGUCUGUUCACGAUACCCUCAUCUGGAGCUUCGCUGGACCCAUUGUGAUUGUUGUGGUUAUCAACAUCGUCAUCUUCAUACUAGCUGUGAAAGCGUCAUGCAGACGGAGGCAGCGUUCGUUGGAAAAAACGGGAGUUAUCUCUGUACUGCGUACAGCUUUCCUCCUGCUUCUCCUGAUAAGCGCUACCUGGUUACUGGGGCUGAUGGCAGUAAACAGUGACGUCAUGACAUUUCACUACCUGUUUGCCAUCUUCAGCUGUUUACAGGGGCUGUUCAUCUUUUUCUUCCACUGUAUCUUCAAUAAGGAAGUCAGGAAACAUUUGAAGAAUACUUUUACUGGAAAGAAGCCACUUCCAGAUGAUUCUACAGCGACAAGAGCCACGUUAUUAACCCGGUCCCUGAACUGUAAUGAUACGUAUGUAGAGGAGCCAAAUAUGUAUCGCACCACUCUGGGAGAAUCCACCGUUUCCUUAGAAAGCACCGUCAGGUCAGCCAAGAGUCACAAUAGCUACCUUGCUUAUAUCCUCAGAGAUGAAGCUGCCCAGAAGCUGAGCGUUUCAUCAAGCCAAGCUAGGCCUGGUCAUGCAGAAGGCGAUUCCUCCAUCUUCCACAGGAAGCCCUCAAAAUCCAACGAGCAUGACUCCGACUCUGACAGCGAGUUGUCCCUUGACGAACACAGCAGCUCAUAUGCCUCCUCCCACUCAUCAGACAGUGAAGAUGAUGUUCUUGAAACCGAGAAGAAAUGGAACUCUGGGAAAAACAAUGACCGAGGUCCCCUGCACAGCACCCCCAAAGUUGAUUCUGUUCCCAACCAUGUGAAGCCCUAUUGGCCGUCGGAAGGCAUCGCAGCCAGCGACGGCGAGGAGCCGAGCGCCAAGCAAAAGCUGAAGGUGGAAACCAAAGUGAACGUGGAGCUCCACCGGGAAAGCCAAGCAAACCACAGCAGUGAAGUCCUGCAGGACAAAGAGAAUGAGGGGCAGCAGAAGGAGAACAAGCCCCUGGCCCAGCAGAACAACCAGCAGCCGGAACAAAGGAAAGGCAUAUUGAAAAAUAAAGUCACCUACCCUCCUCCAUUAGUGGACAAAAACAUGAAGAAUCGGCUACGGGAAAAACUGUCAGAUUAUAAUCAAACCACUCUCUCAUCCAAAGUGACUCCUGUUGGGACGAACAACGGGGUUCGCUGCACUUCGGAUUCCGGAGUCACAAUCAAAAACCCAAGAAGAGAUCAUCCUUCUGAGCAAAUCAACGGGAUGGCCAUGAGCGUCCAUGUGGGGACAGUAACGGCAGAGACCUCCGAUUCUGAAGGCAGUAACGAAACUUCAAUUUGAAUCAUCAGGAAAUAGCGACGGCCGUUGCACCUUGGGGGACUGCUCCGUUGUGACGUCGCUUGCUCAGGACCUUUCUCAAGUUGACGUCUUUUAUUGCUGCGGCAUGAGGAUGCCAAGGAUGUCGCAUCUGGGGAGAGUGUCACAUCCUGGCGUACUCGCAGUGCUCCCCAUUUCCUGGGAGGCGCGUGAGGGAUUGAUUUACAAGCACAUUCAAGUGCCUGCCUAACUGGUGCCAAAACAUGCAGAGAAAAAUGAUGGGGCGGGGGGCACGCUACAGAAGAAGACUCCCAUUUGGAAAAGCGGACAGAGCCAUAGCAGUGCUGCAAGGACUGAGGAGGGGGGCCGGUCCUUACCAAUGAAUGACUUGUUCUUCGCAAGCCCCACCCUUCUCCCCGUUUUAAAGAUUUGAUGAGGCUUUGUUUUGGAUGGCACCAGCAUGGCUGAACUCAGGAGAAAAAAGUCGUCAUCACACCAAGUGCCCUUUUCAUUCCUUCGCCGGCUUCUGCACCAACUUGUGGUGGACACUUUGUCUUAAAAUACCAUCGUUUUGAUAUAAAUGUAUAUAAAUAUAAAUAUAUAUAUAGCUGUAGAUAAUUUUAUAUAUUUUGUAUGGUGAUUCUUUUUAAAAAAAAAAGGUUGUUUUGUACAUUUCACGUAUAUGCUGAUUUUUCUUAAGAUUGAUAGCAAGAGAGCAGUUGUGAAAGAGCUUUGAUAUUUUUUAUAUUAAAAAGAAUUGCACAAGUGUACUUGAAUUUGGCAUUUAAGAGAAAGAGAGGAGACAAAAGGCAUAAUUAAUAUCUGCAUGAAACCCAACCUAAUAAGUGACAGACAACGCAGUCCUAAGCAGAGAGAGAGAGCCUUCGAAGUCCAUCCAAGUCAGUGGACUAGAAAAGGCGUAAUUCUGCUUAGUUAGUGUCUUUUUAGAAAAUGCUACUGUGUGACUUUGGAUAUCUACAUUCAUAAGCAGAAUUGAUCUGUUGGAAUAGCUUGAAAUAUCUCAAGGAUACAAAGUCUAUUUUUUUAACCUCAGCCCAAACAAAAAAAAAUCUGUUGAUGAUUUCUAAGGCAAGUCAAGGCUUUUCCCACUCUUGAUCUGCAUAUAGACGUUCUCGUUGUGCUGUGGAGUUCACACCCUGUCUCCCUGGGUUUUGAAAUUGCUCUUACCGAUAAAUUAUAUAUUAUAUUUCAAUGCCAUUUAAUUGUCAAACUAAAGUCUGUGUAACUUUGGACUCUGUCCACUAGCUUUCAUCUUUCCUGCCAACCAACAUGAUGAUUUUCUGUGGACAUUCAGCUUCUUUCUUUCUUUCUUUCUUUCUUUCUUUCUUUCUUUCUUUCUUUCUUUCUGGCAAAGCGGAGUAGGGAAAAAAGUCUAAGGAAUGCUUCAAUUAAACUCCUCAGUGGUUUAGCAGUCAUUCAUACAUAGGGUUUUGAAAUAAAUGAAAUCUUUCUCUUGCCAGGCGAACACAAAAGUUUGGACCAAAUAAGAGGCGAUGUCUGUUAGCUUUCUAUUUAUGAGCAGUUUACAAAGGAGGCUUGAGAAAUGUAAAUAUUGAUUUCGCUGAGGAUGCCUUUUGGUUUGCCUACGAGUCCUUCAUCUUCUGGGCAUAGUCCAUUGGGAAUUUCACCUAUGCAAGCAAGCCCCUUUGGUAUGAACCAAAAUUACGCUAAGGCACACUUGCAUAGCACGAAGUCUGCAAAUGGAAGCUAGGAAGGCUGUGCUCCAAAUUUUGCCUAAGCACAAAUUCAUUCAGGAAUUUCUUAUCCUUUAACUUCUGUGCCUUCUCUUCCCUGGCUCCUCUCCCCCUCCACACCAAAUUUGCAAUACAAAAGGAAUCUUGUUGGCCAACCUUAUAUUACUAGUCUAAGGAUGCUGAAAUGUUAAGUUCUUUCCAGCAGGGAAAAGCACCAGAAGAAGUAACCAUUAUGAGUGAAACAGAUCUGUGAUACCCAGCCCAUUAUUCCGAACACUUGUAAGCGGUGUUGCAUAAUGCUGAAUAGCUACUUUUGAAAAAGCCCCUCUCAGCUUAAGACUCCCCCGCCCCCCCACAACUGAAUUGCGGUGAAGGAGACAGCUUGACUGCCCAGGCCAGAAGAAGAAAAGUGAUUUGACCCACUUAAUAAAUAAAAAUAAUCCAGAACGAGAGUCCGCACCACCACCAAAAAAUCCCCCAAACCAAACCCAGAGUUCAGAGUUUUCCAUAGGACAGAUUGGAAUGAUGAUAGAGAAUCCAAGGAAAUUCCUAAAGAUGGUUUUGGAAGUGGUGGUGGUGAAGUCUGUCAAGUCACAGCUGGCUUAUGGUGACACCCCACCCCCCGGUGGGGUUUUUCAUGACCAGAGACUAACAGAGGUGGUUUGCCAUUGCCUGCCUCUGCAACCCUGGUCUUCAAUAGAGGUCUUCCAUGCAAUUACUAACCAGGGCCAACCCAGCUUAGCUUCUGAGAUCUGACAAGAUCAGGCUUGCCUGGGCUGUCCGGGUUGAAGCCGUCACUGAAAUGUCAUAUGUUGGCAUAACAACAGCCAACUUUGGACCAUUGGUUCCUUUCUCCUGUUGUGGACCUGUGUGCAAGAGAAAUUCCCAGCAGAUUAUGGGACUUUUUUGUUAGUGAAACGCUAUGUUUGGUAUCAGUUCUUUCCUGCGUAGUUUAAACAGCAUUUACUUGGUGUAUAGUAUUUGUGUAAGUGGCAGAACUACUGUGUCUUCCUUGAGGAGUCUGUGUGUGAGAAUAAGCAGAAUCAGACCAAAUAGGAUCCAGGAGUUCUGCUACAUCAAAUGAAAAUACAAACCUGCAGCAAAUUUCCUCUCUUAGACCGCACAGGUUUUAAAAUGUUCUCAAGCAGGGUGGUGUGAUUUUCAACCAUGAUUGAAGUCACCAAAGGAAAGGACCAAUUUAAAUCACCAAUACAAAUCACAUUUCAACUAAUUUGUAUAAUUACAAAACACACAUGCAUACUGUUUACUUGAUACAACCAUUAGUACAUAUCUGUUGGCAACUAAAUACAGUAAAGCCUUUGUCUUACACUCAGGAGUAUAAUCUGAAACCUCUGGUCAUGCAUUGCCUUUCUGCUCUACAGUAUUGGCAUUUACUUAGGAAUAAAUUGUGAGAUUAAGCGGGGUGGGGAUUGUUUGGUUCUCUCUAUCCACAGCCAGUGAUUGCUAAGCAAGGUCACUGACUUGAAGUGCCCUGAAUAUUCCAAAAGAAAUAAAUGGUACAAUUACAGUAUAUAGAAAAUGAUGGGAAUUAGUUUACAGUCUUGAUUAUUCAGAAUUCAUACAAUAACAAAUACAGUAUUAUAACCUACUGCAUCCUUCUUAUGAAUCUCAGAAGUCAUAUAUUCUUGCCUUUGAUUCAUGAAUUUUCGUUGAAAACCAGCCUUCAGCUCAGUGGACAUGAUCCAGCCAAAUCAAACUCUUUUAAAUCACACAUUUCCAUUACAUUGUUUUCUCAUCUAAUUAAAUAACGGUCUUCAAAUUCAUUGAACUUAAAUAUGUUUAUCUUUGGGCACAAUCCAACCAAGGGACUCAGCAUUAAGAAAUUAAAAUGGAAAUUUAAUAUAAUUGAUUUUUUUUAACAAAAUAAAAUAUUUUUAACUUUUAAAAAAUCAAUGUUUUUAUCAGAAUGCCUUUUAGAUGAGAAAGAGUCUGGCUCUUUAAAUAUUAUUGAUUUCAUGCUGUGUGAAAUUUGAUGUAAAAAUGUUUUGAAUGUGUAAUUAUCUACCUAUCACACUUGGUUGCAAGUGAAAUGAUGUUGCAACUGUUUUACAUUUGUGUGUAUAUUUUGCCUUGAUGAGAUGUAGUUUUUGAUCACAGCUGUUUACUGCAGGAGUGUCAACUGUGCUAACCACAGAAGGAGAAAAGAACCUAUUUUUUUCAAUAUUUUUAAAUGUAUGGCAGAAUAGACACUGGAGGAUUUUUUAAAAAAACAAACGUAUAUUUAUUAACGUGGAGAACACUGGAAUUGAAGCACAGAAGAGAGGAGAACUUAAUAAAUUAAAGUUUUGAAUUUGUA